AACCACUUACAUGAAACCAAACCGAACUGGAGCUGGCCCAAUGGACCAACCAGCUUGGGUUUUAGCAUUUGGGAAAGUUUUUAGAGAAGUGGGAGCAUGUCUAAUUAGCAUCACGCCUGAAUGAAAAUUUCAGAACGUCCUAUGGAGGGAAAGGACUGCUUUCUCAAGAAGAAGAAAGAACGCUACAGAACGUAAAAAGGUACAUUAAGUAUGAUAUUACCAGUCGUAAAGCUAGGAACCCUUGCUCUCAAAACAUUUUGCAAGCCCAUUGCUAAUCGUCUCAAGAAGGAAGCAGGGUUGCACCCUAAGUUCCGUCACUUCAUCAUCAACAUGGCCCAGGCAAAUCAUAGAUUCACAACAAAAAUGCAAAGACGCAUUUAUGGCCAUUCAGUUGAUGCUGUAAUACGACCAUUGGAUGAGGAGAAGGCUGUCCAAGCUGCUGCAGAUCUUACUGGGGAACUCUUUGUGUUUUCGGUUGCUGGAGCUGCUGUUAUUUUCGAGGUGCAAAGAAGUUCCAGAUCUGAAGCUCGAAAGGAGGAGAAGCGAAGACAGGAAAUUGAGGCGAUGAUGCAAAGAGAUGAAGAAUUAGCAAAAGAAAUUCAGGUUCUCAAACAGAAGCUUGGCGAGGUGGAACAACUUGCUAAACGACGAGGUCCUGUUGGGUUUUCCCAUUUCAAGGACGGCCAUGCUACUGAAGAUGGAAAUGGAAAGCCAACUUGAUCACUCAAAAACUAAGUAGAGCAAGAAGUUUACUGGAAGAACUGACCUAACUUACUUUGCACCCUUGCCCCUCGCUAGGGAAAGUAUUUUUCUCCUUGCAAUACACUUCAUAUUUUCUACGUUGGCUGAACUUCAAUUCCUUGAUCUAUUGCGUUUGUAUAUUAUAUACCUAGCUUCUUUGCGAAUAGGUUAUACUCUGUUCCUCAAAUUUUCUGUUUGCAUUUACAGAACCCCGACAAUGGUCGAGAACUGAAUACUUUGUACAAAAGCUUCAAUUAACUCACGCGACCAGACAUCAAGUGCUUAUGAAGUUUCCAAUUCUCAAAUCGACAGAAUCAUAUACUAGUGGAUCUAGGUCCCAUUUAUGGGUGAAAAUCAAUUACAUAUGCUUUGUGUUUAUGCUGGACCAUCUGCAUAUUCAGUUUCUGUUGUAAUUUUUCAGAUAUAUACAUACCAAUAGGUCUGGUCUUCAAUGGAAAUUCUAUCCUGAUUAUGCUUUAACCAAGUAUUGAGCAAAUUUCUUUGAA
Messenger RNA from Populus trichocarpa (black cottonwood), 1247 nucleotides. RefSeq names its product OPA3-like protein. Lineage: Eukaryota; Viridiplantae; Streptophyta; Magnoliopsida; Malpighiales; Salicaceae. Gene Ontology annotation, cellular component: mitochondrion. Gene Ontology annotation, biological process: regulation of lipid metabolic process. The record is from RefSeq and is a predicted model, not a curated record. The transcript has 4 exons. The coding region runs from base 211 to 720 and encodes 169 amino acids.